This is a messenger RNA of Paramecium primaurelia, 2694 nucleotides long. The record is from the annotation of a GenBank genome assembly. Lineage: Eukaryota; Ciliophora; Oligohymenophorea; Peniculida; Parameciidae.
AUGCACUUCAUUUAGCUAUUAAUAAGAUAAAUAUCGUUGUAUGAAAUAUUAAUAUCACAUGGGAUAUCAGUAGAUGCAGUUAAUAGUAGAUGCUUGAAACCAUUUGAAAUAACUUAAAAUUCUAAAUUUAUGGAAUUAUAUGAAGAAAAUAUUUAAGUAAAAUAAGAGAUCAAAAGUUUAACAGAAUUAGGAUAUUAAUAUGUAAUUUAGACUAAAGGAACAUUAAGUGUAGAAUAAGAUAUUGUUUAUUUAUAAUUAUAAAAUNAAUAUAAGUAAUUUAAAAUAUAGUAUGAAAUAGGAAAGACGUUUGGGAUAUCUUCUAAAAUGUUGUAAUAUAAUAUGCUAAAGUGACUGCUUAAUAAGAAUUGAAGAGGAAAGUUAAAAAAAGAAAAUAAAGGAAGGCAACAACAAUCACAUCUUAAAUUCCAUUGAUGCAAGCUUUAUAACAGGAUGAUGAGGAAUCAUCACCAGAAUCAGAACCAUCUAAAUAUGGAAUACCAUGUUUAAAUAUCUCAAAUAUCAAUAGAAGUUAUGCUUCAAAUUCCUUUAUCUCAAAAAAUACAAAUGUAAAAAGUACUUAAAAAACACCUCAUAGUUAAUAAGUUUUAAAAUAUUAACAAAAGAAUGGAUGUUAAAGAAUUUAAUAAAAGAUUUUAGAUGAAAAUGCUGACAUUCCAUUAUAUGAUGACUCUCGUAUAGAAAUGAAGGAACCAGAAGAAGAAAAGAUACCUGAAAUCAAAGUAUUUAAUUCUAGGAAUACAAAUAAUAGUAAAAUAAUUACAGAAACAAAUUAAGAUGAACUACUUUAAAUACAAUAAUAUAAUUCUAAUAAUAAUAAUUUACCUACUUUAGUAGAACCUAAUCUUAAGGUAUCUUUAUCAAAACGAGAAAACCAUAAAGGUCAUAGAGCUAAAACUACAUUAAUAUUUAAUAAUGAUGAUUUAGAAAAGGGAUCUAAAGAAAAAUUUAUUAUUUCCAAUAGUAAAGCUGAACUAACUACUCAUUAAAAAUAUGAAUGUAGACUUUAAUAUUGGUCUGCCAGAUAAGGUAAUUAAGAUUUCUUCAUAUAUUUUCUCAAAAGAAAAUGCAAUCCAUUUCUCAAUGUUUAUUAAGGAUUUAACUGUUUACAUAUUGCAGCUUAUAAAGGGAAACUGAAAAUAUUAAAAGUAAUUCUAGAAAAUGAUUAUGAAUAUUAUGAUAAUUCAGAACUGUUGAAUAAAAAUACUAAAAAACCUAUCAAUACUGUUUUAUUUAAUAAAGUAAUGAAUUUGAUUUAUUAGCCUAAAGAAAGAAUGUAUUAACAUUCUCACAGAUUAAAAUCCAUCUAAUGCACUUCAUUUAGCUAUUGAAUAAGAAAAAUAUCGUUGUAUGAAAAUAUUAAUAUCACAUGGGAUAUCAGUAGAUGCAGUUAAUAGUAGAUGCUUGAAACCAUUUGAAUUAACUUAUAAUUCUAAAUUUAUGGAAUUCUAUGAAGAAAAUAUUUAAGUAAAAUAAGAGAUCAAAAGUUUAACAGAAUUAGGAUAUUAAUAUGUAAUUUAGACUAAAGGAACAUUAAGUGUAGAAUAAGAUAUUGUUUAUUUAUAAUUAUAAAAUAUUAGAUAAACAUUUAUAGAUAGAGGUUGGAGUUUUGAAUUUUUGAUUUUUCAUUCUCCAAAUCUAGAUUAAUUAGAAUUAUACAAUGAAAAUUAGCAAAAUAAAAAAGUUAAACCUUUAUAUCAUUAUUAUGUCUUGAAAAUACCUCCAGAUUCUAUUUAUAGAUUAGCUGAUCUCUAUUAAAUAUCAUGUUAUAAUUUUUAAACAAAAGUAAAAAUUAAUAAUAUUAAUAUUUAGUAUAUUUGUUAAUUCAAUUAUUAGAAGAGUAGAUUUUUUGAAUUUCCUAAAGAUUUAUAAGUAUAAAUGUUGAUUUUGAAAACUUUGAAUGAUGAAUUUGAUGUUGAGAAAUUCGUUUUAGAAUAAUUAAUUAUAUCUCAUUUUCCUUUAGAAGAUAAAAAAAAAUGUUAAAAAAUUACUUAAUUUUGGGAUUAGCAAUAAAACAAUUGUAUUCGUGAUUCUUUAAGAUAUGAAACUCAAUAAAUAGCUUUAAGACCAUUGCAUGCGAUCUCAUUUUACUUUGGUCCAGUAGUUGCUUGGUAUAUAGCUUUGAAUGUUCAAAUCAUAGGUUGGUUAAUGAUCCCAUCACUUUUGGGAACAGCUUUAAGAAUUUAUAUAAUUAUAAUUCAAUAAGUAAAGUAAUAAAUAAAAAUAUAUAAGUUCAUCAAUUGUCCCAUUCUAUGCAUUGUUAUUGACUCUUUAUUUAUGGAGAAGUGGAAGAAUAGAGAAUCAGAAUUAAAAUUUUGUUGGGAUAUGCUUAAAUUUAAACAGACUCAACCAUAAAGAGUUAUGUAUACUGGAUAAUACAUUAUAAAUGAAGCUACUCAUACAAUUGAAAUAUAUUAUUUUACAACGUUUAAAAGAAGAUUAAUAACAGAAGGUCCAGUUAUUUUAAUAGGAAUUGCUAUAAUUGUAUUAAGUUUUUAUGCUUUUAAAUUUGGUUUUAAUUAUACUCAAAUGAUCCAUUUAUGUCAAUAGUUAUUAAUUCAUUAAAUGGAGUUUCUAUGUAUUUUUUUUGUGAUUUAUAAAAAAGACUAUGUAAAUCAUUAGUAAGUCGGGAAAAUCAUAUGUAUGAAUGAGGUGAAAUUUAUAUUUAUAUUUUGA